This is a messenger RNA of Adelges cooleyi (spruce gall adelgid), 2199 nucleotides long. Its product is annotated as sterol carrier protein 2-like. The record is from RefSeq and is a predicted model, not a curated record. The coding region runs from base 301 to 1935 and encodes 544 amino acids. Lineage: Eukaryota; Metazoa; Arthropoda; Insecta; Hemiptera; Adelgidae. Gene Ontology annotation, molecular function: acyltransferase activity, transferring groups other than amino-acyl groups. The transcript is spliced from 9 exons.
CAAUAUUGCAAAUUGUAAUUCCACCGCUAGUCAACAGACGGCAGUCGAACAACGUAUUGUUGUAACGUUAACAUACCUACUCUGUGUCGACACUUACAUAAUAGUUAAAAAAAAUAUUCUCUAAAACUGCUUAUCCGUCCUAAUACUCAGGAAGUCGCUUUCCCUUUCUCUUAAAAAAAAAAAAACAGAAGAAGCUAAAGAAAAACAAUCGUGCUUACAGAUUUUUUGCACUUAAAGAAUACGUUUUAUUUUGAUCUGGGUCAACCAGAAGAAACGCGAAAGUUGUAAAAAACAAAAAAUAUGUCAAAACCCAAAGUUUAUGUUGUCGGUGUUGGCAUGACCAAGUUUGAAAAACCUGGUCGCCGAGAGAAUUUUGAUUAUCCUCAAAUGGCCGUUGAGUCUGUUACCAAAGCUUUACAAGACGCCAAAAUCGGUAUAGAAAAAGUAGACCAAGCGUGUGUCGGUUAUGUAUACGGUGACUCGACUUGCGGCCAACGAGCUCUUUAUGAAAUCGGUAUGACCGGCAUACCAGUUUACAAUGUAAACAAUAACUGUUCAACGGGAUCUACAGCCUUAUUUUUGGCCAAACAACUUAUCGAAUCAAAAAAUGCUGAUUGUGUUUUGGCACUCGGCUUUGAAAAAAUGGAAGCCGGAUCUUUAACUGCAAAAUAUUUGGAUAGAACCAAUCCAAUGGACAAACACGUAACUUUAAUGGGUGAUAUUGUUGGCUUGGACGCUUCACCGAUUACUGCACAGCUAUUUGGAAAUGCGGCUUUAGAAUACAUGGAAAAAUAUAACGUUAAGCCAGAAACCCUUGCCAAGAUUGCUUACAAAAAUCACAAACAUUCCGUCAACAAUCCAUAUUCUCAAUUUCAAAAAGAAUAUUCUUUACAAGAGAUCCUUCAGUCGCCAAAAGUGUUUGGACCGUUGACGAAAUUGCAAUGUUGUCCAACUUCUGACGGUUCUGCUGCAGCAAUUUUGGCAUCGGAACGUUUUGUUAUUGAAAACAAUCUUCAAUCGCAAGCUAUUGAGAUUGUCGGAAUGGAAAUGGCUACAGAUCCACCGACAACCUUUUCUGAUAAUAGCAUUGUGAAAGUCGUGGGAUAUGACAUGACCAAAUUAGCAGCUAACAAAUUAUUUAGCAAAAUCAAAAUUAAACCCACCGACGUCGAUGUGGUAGAGUUGCACGAUUGUUUUUCUGCCAACGAAUUGCUUACAUACGAUGCAUUAGGACUUUGUGCACCAGGAAAAGCCGGGGAAUUUGUCGAGUCUGGCGCAAAUACUUAUGGUGGCCGCGUUGUGGUCAACCCUAGCGGCGGGUUGAUUUCAAAGGGUCAUCCUUUAGGAGCUACAGGUAUCGCUCAAUGCAGUGAACUCUAUUGGCAGUUGCUUGGUAAAGCUGACAAAAGACAAGUGUCUGGUGCUAAAGUCGCUUUACAACAAAACAUCGGUUUGGGAGGAGCUGUAGUUGUAGCUUUAUAUCAACACGGUUUCCCCAGUUUAGCGCCAAAAUCUCAAACGUCUCAACAAUCGGCCAAACCCACAACCGACAAAGACCCAUCAGUGUUCAAAGUUCACAAGGCAUUUAAAUUACUCGAACAAGCAAUGUUAGAUGAUAAAGAAGGCAAUAUCAACAAAGUCCGCGGCAUAUAUUGUUUCAAAGUGUCUAACAACAAAAAACAAGAAGGCAUGUGGAUCAUCAAUGCCAAAGACGGCAAAGGCAGCAUCACGUUUUAUGGCAAAGAAAAACCGGACGUUACGUUCACAAUGAAAGACGACGACGUCGUAGAUUUAAUAACGGGAAAACUAAAUCCGCAAAAGGCUUUCUUCCAAGGCAAAAUCAAAAUUCAAGGAAAUAUGGGUUUGGCGUUGAAAUUAGUCGAGUUGCAGAAGUUAAUGGAACACAAAAUAGCAGAAUUACGAGCAAAGUUAUAGGUAUAUUUGUUAUUGUUAUUUAUGGAUAUUGAAUUUUAAAGGAUUUUCAAUGUUUUUUUGUAAAAAUAUUAUUGGGCUGGUAUGACAAGAUAUUAAUAUUUUCAUUAUUGUAUUUUUUAAAAGGUCUAUUGUGGUUUUAGGACUUGUGUAUGGUUUUUUUUAUUAUAUAUUUUUUUUUUAUAUUGAAUAUUUAUUACGUUUGUAUUUUAUACGAUGUUAAAUGUACGACAUUCCAUUACAAUUGUUGGGAAAUAUACUAUAAAA